GUUGUUCACUUUUAAAAAUUUAUGGAAACUCACUUCAAUAAUUUUAAAACAAAUUCACUUAAUUUUGAAAUAUUUAGUAAAAAAUCUGCAAUAUAAAAAGUAAAACUCUGCAACACUCUUUCAAGUGCAAUGAUACCGUAUGAUAUACGCUCUCUGAAUUAGUCUGCAACACCUUACAGCACUGCAAUUGAAUGAAUUUGUUUUGAUUAUUUAUUCUUGCAGCCUGCAGUACGCAAUUAAAGAUAUGGAAAAUGGUAGGAAAGAAGACAAAAUUUGCUUUGAUCAAAUUGAAAAAAUAAUGCAAGAUUUAGAUGCCACCAACACAGAAUCCAAUUCAUCAACUCCACAUGGCUUGGAUGUGCCACACAGACCCAUAAUUCUGCCACCUGAAAUCAAAGAGGAACCCAAAGACAAGGACACGGAAAUAAGCCCACAAAAUGAUGUUUGUAGCAAUAAUGAAAUAGUUGCAGUUCCAACGCAAAUUUCUGACAGUGACCCGAAAUAUUUAUCAAAUAUACAAGGACAACACACGCAUCAUGAAGUGCAAAUUAAGAAAGAGAGGGUUGAUGGCUGUGUUGAAGUGCCAGUUGAGCCACCUGAAACAGUUGAAGACAUAAAUGACAGUGAAACACAAAACGCAAUUCAAAAACCUGUAGAAGUACCAGCAAUACGAAUCAAACCUGAACCCGUAGAUGCAUCUUCACUGGCGACGGAAAAAAUUUCACUGCAAAACACAGCCACAACAGAUGCAUCGUCAGAAAAUGCCACUAAAAACAAAGGAGAAGAAGCACCAACCGAAACAAAUAUGGAUGAUUCAACUGCACCUAACAGCCCAAUUGGUAUGCCUGAAGUAGAUGGAGCAUUGCCCGAUAAUUUCUUUGAUGACCUUAUCAAAGAUGCUGAUAAUAUCACAGCAGCGGCUUUAGAGUCCAGCGCACCAAAUGCUUUUAUACAUGAAAAAGAACCCACAGAAAUGUUAGUUAAUGUAAAAAAAGAACCUGUGGAUACUACAACUAAUUUAGAAGAAACAGCAACUGCGGCUUUACAGUCCACCGAAGCGGUACAACAACAACCACAAGAUUCCACCGAACAAAAUAUUACUACACCAGAACAUCUUAAUGUAAAACAUGAACCAGUUGAUACAGCAGAUGUUCUAGAAGCCACAACAUCCGCACCGAUACCAGAAAACUUUUUUGACGAUUUAUUAGUUGACCAUGUCGCCGAACGCAUAGACGACGUAGUCAAUCAUGAUCUCGAAAUAAAAUACUCCGAACGUCUUAAGGAGCUGGAACAAUUGAAAGCCAAAGAGCAGGGCUCGCAUAAAGCACAUAAAAAACAUAAAAAGAAGAAAAAGAAAUCACAUAAACGUACGCACAGUGAAGUUAAUGAAGACGAAGAGGCGCUUAAUGCAAAUCACAAGCGUAGCAAGCACGCAUCGCGUAGUCACAGCAAAAGCCCACAAAGCAUGCCACAUGAUACGUGUAUACGCGUUAAAAGCGAAUUCUCUACUAGUGAAAAAAGUCGGCUUCCCGGUGGUACACUUUCCUCUAACCAUCAAAGACCUGACACAUUCAAUUUAGAUUCGGUUGAACCAGAAACUAGUGCGGCAGCCGCUAGACGUAUGAUACGCGUUAAAUCCGAAUUUGGCACAAACCAACCUGUUGCGGAAGAAUCAGAUGUCUGCUUACCAGUAAAAGAGAUUGAGCUUUUCCAAGGGCGUAGUAACAUCAAUAGAAACGGUCUGAUUGUGGACAUGACGGCACCGUUGGGUUUCAAGCGCAUUAAAAUGGAAAGUGAUGAAGAAAAAUUAGAAGCAGCAGAGUUUAUUUUACCAAAAGAUAAAAUGGAAUAUUCAAAACAACGAACAAUAUUAGCUAUCGAGGAGUUUAACAAGGCUAACAAAAAACCUAAAAACACGGCUUUUAUAUAUACGAGCACUGUGCGCAAACUACCUAAUAGUGAUUCCUAUAUCAGGCAGCAAAUAUACGAUAACCGUUCACCACUACACAACGUUAACAAUGUUUCCUAUAAGUUCAACUCCUACGCUAAUCACUUUAACCUACACGAUUGGGGUAUAGAAGCAAUUCCACCAAAAGCAAGUGAAGUAGCAAAAAUUUUAGGUUUUGAUAUACAUGCGUUGGCCAAAAAAAAAGAGACAUUUAUAUUACCGCCAGAGAUACAAAAAAUUACAAGGGAACAAGUAGAACAGACCGAAAAUCAAUUGACUGACACCCAAACGUCAUUUCUUCGCUCUUCGUCCACGCAAACCGACGAAGUCACCGUGUUGAAUGCAUCAGCGAAACAUCGUAAAAAUGGGCAUGAUAUAGCCGUACAAACUAUACCUCGAGGCAAUAAUAUCGGUACACAAACAACAGCUAUAUCGGCCCCGGGUAGCAACAACUACGAUGAUCUACCGCUAAUGCGGGAAAUAAGCACGUUGAAUGAAAAUCAACUAAUGGCUUUAAGUGAUUUUGCUGAUUUGAUACGCGAAACGUCGCUAGCAGCUGACGCAAGUGCCAUAGACUUAUAUCGUCUGCGUCAACGUAUGAUGGAUAUCUAUAAAUGCUCACAACUACCAUCUGAACUCGGACUAAAUACUCAGCAAUCAAGCAAAUAUAGUAUGCACGAUCCACAUCAAAAAAGAAUGAACUCGGUAGAGGAGUCGCCACCUCCGCCGCCACCAAGGUUCCUGCCACAGUAUGCGCAACCGUCCAUUCGAGCAAUAAUUAGUCAAAAUAUGCGAGACCCGCGGCAAGAAAGAAGGUUGGCAAUGCAGGAAACGCAACCGCAACCAUGGCCACACGCAGUUGUUCGGCCACCCUAUCAUCGUCCACUAGCACCGAUGAGACAGCAGACUACGCUGCCGAAACGUCAACGACUAGAACCUGCAGCAGAUAUGUCAUAUAAAAUUCCAGUUAUCGAAAAUGUGGCGUCACUACGUCAUAAUGGCCUACCACCAACGGAUCCACGACAGCAUACUUUUGACGGUGGUGCGAUGCGACGGUAAUGAUAUGCUGCGUUACCCAUUGCACACUAUAUAGCUUGACAAGCCUUUUGUUUAAGCAUAGCUACAAUUUUCCUCGCUUUGCUUGACAAUUCAUACUUAAACAAAGAAGUGAAGAAAGCAAAAGCUAUGUCAGAAUGAACGCUUUGCUUUCCAUGCUUGUCUCUAAUAAAAAUUGCGACUGUUGCUUGGCAAAGCGUAAUAUGUUGUAGAAUUGUCCAACAUUUUACUUCGAUUUCACACACAUCGAACUUACCCGUCAAAUCAAAUGUAUAAAGCAAAGCGAAGCAAAAGUAGUAUGUGAAUCAGCCAUAAGGCAUUUAUGUAUUGUAAAUAAACAGUUGUCCCUACAUGAAGCUACACGCUUAAUACAGUGCUGUAGUUGUUGUAGCGGAAGAAGACACUGCUCAGGAAAUUGGGAUGGUUAAAAAUCCAGGUUUAAAUCAGUUUGACAAAAUUGUGCUACCAAUCGGUUAGUGAGUAUCGUAUGUUUUAUUAAGGUAUGUUUAUAAAAAUCUAAAAAUAAAUGCAAUAAAACAAUGUUCUUGAAGUAAAUACAAACAUUUUGUUUUUGUACGAUUAUCAAUUACAUAUAUUUAAAUUAUAAAUCGUUUUUCAUUUUAUUUCGGGUUUGAAAUCGCCUUCAUUUUGUCGUAACGAAUUUUGAUUACAUAUAUAAUUUUUUACUUAAUGUUUUCCAUAUAUAUGUGUUUCUAUGUAAGUACUACGACUAAAUGAAUCGGAUGCAUAUUUAUUUGCCAUUGAUGCGGUGCAAGCUUACCCUAAUGUUUAAAAGAAAAUUGUAUUGUGCUGAUUGUGUGAACUACAAAGCAAUAAAAAAUCUCAUAAAAUGUAUUAA
Molecule: messenger RNA, 3863 nt
Organism: Bactrocera oleae (olive fruit fly)
Lineage: Eukaryota; Metazoa; Arthropoda; Insecta; Diptera; Tephritidae
Gene: Panx
Product: Panoramix
Source: RefSeq, a predicted model, not a curated record